AUGCUUGUGUUAACUGGGUGCUUUAAAUGGGCUGUAUUGGCAAAGCACGUUGCUGGACAGAAUAAAUGUCGUGUCAAUGAAAAUUAUACGGAGCAUGAGGGCAAAUAUAUUUUUAACGGAAUUUCAUUCCCGACACCGCUGUCAGAUAUUACCAAGUUUGAAAAAAAUAAUCAGAACGUUUCUGUAAAUGUUUACGGACUUGAAAAACGAUUACAGCCACCGAAAAAGUAUCCUUCAUAUGAGAUUUUCCCACUCAAAGUCGUAGAUGAUGAAAAACGGGAUCACUUUGACUUAUUAUUAGUGACGGAUGGUGAUAAUACACAUUAUACUUACAUCUCAAAUUUUUCGAGAUUACUCCGUUCGCAAAAAACUAGUCAUGCAGGUCAAGUUAUAUUCUGUAAACGUUGCUUUACAUCGUUCGACAGACAGAAUUUAAAGUAUAAGUUAAGCGGGCAGGUGGCGCUUGAACAUCACAGGCUAAUAUGCGGGCCACAUAAACCCAUACGACCUAAAAUGCCAAAAGAGGGAGAUGUGCUACAAUUCACCGCAUGGCAAAACGCGCAGAGACAUCCCAUAGUUAUAUAUGCCGAUUUCAAGGCUCUGCUUGUAAAGACCGAAGAGGAAAAGGGGGGUAAUACAACAAUAAUACAAAAACACCGUCCAAUGAGUUACGGAUUUUUAGUUAAGGCGUCUGAAAAAGUUCCAAUAGAGUUGUUAACAAAAUUUAAACCAGUUAGAACCCGAGGUAGUGAAAGCAGGCAAGACGUGGCAAAACAUUUUAUACAAAAUAUCACUGACGUUGCCGAGAAAAUAGAAAAAUUAUUAAAGACAAACAUUGCUCUGACCAUGACCGAUGAAGACACAGCUAAACAUAAUUCAUGUUUUAAAUGUAAUUUAUGCAAAUGUAGUGUUGAUACAUACACCCGUAUCCGUGAUCACGAUCAUUUGACUGGGAAAUUCAGACAGACCUUGUGUAGUCGGUUUAAUCUAAGACUUAAACAACCAAACUACGUUCCAGUUUUUAUCCACAAUCUAUCCAACUAUGAUGCACAUUUCAUUGUAACCGAACUAGGUUAUAAUUCAAAAAGAAUAAAAGUAAUUCCGAACAGCGGGGAGAAAUUCGUUACUUUUUCAAAAUAUAUAAGUAACGAUUUUACCAUCAGAUUCGUGGAUACUUUUAGAUUUAUGGCUACAAGCCUAUCAACUCUCGCCAACAAUCUAAUAACGCCAAACUUGGAAAAAUUCCGUAUAACGGCAGAACAUUUUUCCAACUAUGAUUUACCGCUCAUCACUCGUAAGGGUGUAUAUCCUUACGACUUCACUGAUGAUUGGUCUAAGCUCGAACAAACCUCUUUGCCGCCUAUAGAAGAUUUUUAUAGCGUUCUGACAGAAGAACAUGUUAAAGAUACGGAAUAUCAGUUUGCGGUAGAAGUUUGGAACCACUUCAAUUGUCAAACGCUGGGCGAAUAUUCCGAUCUAUAUUUAAAAGUCGAUGUUUUACUACUGGCGGAUGUUUUUGAAAAUUUCCGGGACCUUUGCUUGAAUACAUACCAUUUAGACCCGGCAUACUAUUAUACAGCACCGGGGUUCUCUUUCGACGCAAUGUUGAAAUACACGGCGAUAAAACUAGAAUUACUGUCGGAUUAUGAAAUGCUUCUCAUGUUUGAAGACGGUAUUCGAGGUGGACUCACACAAGCCAGCAUGCGGUAUGCAAAAUCAAACAAUGAAAAAACACCAGAUUACAACCCGGCAGAUCCGAAAUCAUGGCUUGUGUAUCAGGAUUGUUCAAAAGUACGCAAACUCAUGGCUACAUUUGAGCCUAAGAAAAAUUAUAUUAUUCACUAUCGAAACCUCCAGCAAGCCUUAAAUAAUGGUCUCAUAGUUGAAAAGGUGAAUAUCAUAUAA
Metopolophium dirhodum (rose-grain aphid) is the source of this 1905-nucleotide messenger RNA. RefSeq lists its product as uncharacterized. The transcript has 4 exons. Gene Ontology annotation, biological process: DNA replication. Bases 1 to 1905 code for a protein of 634 amino acids. Lineage: Eukaryota; Metazoa; Arthropoda; Insecta; Hemiptera; Aphididae. The record is from RefSeq and is a predicted model, not a curated record. Gene Ontology annotation, molecular function: DNA binding; DNA-directed DNA polymerase activity; nucleotide binding.